This is a messenger RNA of Girardinichthys multiradiatus, 2906 nucleotides long. It is a transcript of the gene mon1bb, whose product is annotated as MON1 secretory trafficking family member Bb. Lineage: Eukaryota; Metazoa; Chordata; Actinopteri; Cyprinodontiformes; Goodeidae. The transcript has 6 exons. Gene Ontology annotation, biological process: protein targeting to vacuole; vesicle-mediated transport. The coding region runs from base 60 to 1982 and encodes 640 amino acids. The record is from RefSeq and is a predicted model, not a curated record.
CAACAACCCCACAUUAAAGCGGGCUAUCACCAUGGAAACAAACUUAACCUCUUGACUAAAUGUAUCUAAUUAAACUGAAGCUAUUUGGCAAAGGCAGACAAGUACUUCCAACAUCGGACACCCACCAUCUGCCCAGUGACUGGGAUGGUAUCAUGGAGGUAGACCAUUAUCAAGACCGAGAGGCACAGGCAGUGAAGACACCUCCAUCAGAGAGUAAUCCACCUGCAGAUACCCUGGCCACUUCUCUCUGUCUCCUGGGGAACCACAUGUUUCCCGACCCAGUGGUGACGGAUGCUUGCACCAGCAUUAACAGAAGCGAGCCUGCCAGUUUGCAGCUGUCUGAUGUUACAGCAGAGGAUUCCGGUCUGGAUGCAGCACCUCCUUCCAACCUGGGAACAGAGUUGGUGUCACAAGAUUCGGGUCGUCAGAACAAUCUGCCGGCCCACCCAGCUGACAGAGGAACUGAGGAUGCCGGCAUCGACAACGAUCAGGGCGAGUCGGGGGAGUUUGUUGUUACAAUGCUGGCCAAGGCCAAGCUGGAAGAGCAAGGUAUAGGCGUAAAGGGGAGAUCCUCUCCUUUACUGGAGGCGGGAAUCCAGGAGUCUCCUUCGUUUACAAGUCACCGUGAUGAGGAUGUUACAGCUGACAGCUGGCGGCAACACAGGAAGCAUGUUUUUGUACUGAGUGAAGCUGGAAAGCCCAUUUAUUCCCGAUAUGGCAGCGAAGAGGCUCUUUCUUCCACAAUGGGCGUCAUGAUGGCGCUGGUGUCUUUUGUCCAAAGUGGGGAUAACAUCAUCCGCUCAGUGUAUUCAGAUCAGCACACGGUGGUGUUCCUACAGAAAGGACCCCUGGUUCUGGUGUGUGUCUCCAGCAGUCGUCAGUCUGAGCAGCAGCUGCGUGGAGAACUCCUCUAUGUGUAUUACCAGAUCAUCAGUAUGCUCACACAGGCCAGCAUAUCCCGUAUCUUUGAGCACAAGAAAAACUAUGAUCUGAGGAGACUCCUCGCAGGCUCAGAGAAGAUCCUGGAUGGCCUUCUCAACCUGGUGGAUUCAGACCCGAGCUUUCUGCUCGCAGCAGUGCAUUGCUUGCCUCUGGCUUCUUCUCUCAGGGACUCCCUCAGCUGCAUCCUGCAAAAAGCUAUCACCCCCAAUCUGGUUUUCUCCAUCCUCAUCGCCAAAAACCAACUGCUAACCAUCGUCCAGGAGAAGACCGUGAUCGAGGACGCGAGGCUGGCACCAGCUGACGUCCACCUUCUGCUCAACCUCAUUGGAGCCUCUUCUGCUUUUCAGGCCGGGGAGAUCUGGACUCCGAUCUGCCUGCCCCUCUUUAAUCCUGACUGUUACUUUUAUGCAUACAUCUCUUACCUGGACCCUCCGGAGUGUACCGUUUGUUUGCUGCUGCUCUCCACAGACAAGGAGGCUUUUUACGCCGUAGCUGAGUGCAAGAGGAAGAUCGAGGAGGCCAUGGUGGCUCAGAACUCCCUGAGCCUCAUCGCCAAAGCUCAGUCUUACAGCGUGAGCCAGGUUGGGGUCUCAGACCUCAGGCACUUCAUGUACAAGCCCUUCGACGUGCCAGACAACCACCGCCAGCUCACUCAAUUCACCAGUCCAGAGAUGGAGGCUCCAUACAGCAGUGAAGAGGAGAAGAUGCGGCUCCUGGAUCUGUAUCGCUACAUGCACAGCCGCAUCCACAGCACCUCACGACCCCUCAAGCUCAUCUAUCACGUUGCUGAGAGGGAAACCAUCCUAGCCUGGGUGACCAGCAAGUUUGAACUAUACACCUGCUUCAGUCCUCUGGUGACAAAGACCUGUGCCAUCACCGCCAUCACUAAGCUUCUGAGAUGGAUUAAAAAGGAGGAAGACCGCCUCUUCAUCAAAUACCCCCCUAAGUAUUCGACCACUCCAAAUCCCAGCAAGAGUUCAAAAAGCAGCCGAUCAGACCAGCAAGACAACACAGAUAACGGCUUCUUAUCGCUUCAAUAGGACUCCGUUAGCCCUGAUGUAAAGCCGCUGCCUCAACUCGACAAUAAUUUUUACACUGACUCACAGGAAUUUUUCAAAAUCUGUUUUUGAGAUAUAUUGGACUUGACAUAAACUGACGAGUAGAAUCAAAACACUACGUUUUAGACUAUUUAAAGAGUGUCUAGUAUUCUUCCCCUACCCGGGAACGAGAGCGUGUCGUUGCAUCACUGCUUUCUUUAGAGACAGUCAGGGAGACGCAGCGCUCGGGAGUUUUAGUUUGAACUGUGGUAGAACAUAAUUAAAAAAAAAUAUAUUUAAGUGAAAAAGUUUUUAUAUUGUUUUAUUACAGAAAAAGAGAGAAUUUUUCCUCACGGACUGUGAAUGUAUCGCUCAGAUGACAGUUCGUUCAUAAGCUACUUCAGGUCAUUAAGUUAAUAUCAAGUUCAUUUGAUUAAAAAGAAUAAGGUCACAUGUAAGCGAUGUGGUAGCUGGGAGUAUGCAAUAAUUAUUUUUAUUUUUCCUUUUAAGAUCCACAAAAACUGGAAAAAUGACACUGGAACUGCCACAAACAAGUUUGACUUUCAUGAUUAUGUUUAAAAACUAAUGGCAGGGUUUCAUUACUGCUGAUACUUUCAUUCAUCUGAGACAAGUUAUUCAUGUUACAUUUUCUGCUGAAAACAAGUAAGCAGUCCCAUUCUGGUGUCUGCUCAUCAUCAUCAUCGCAUACAGGCAACUUCAUGAGUUUGUUCAUCGUCUUUUAAGGUACAGAAAGACUUCACUGUCAUGUUUAUCUGCAGAUCAUCUCACACCUGGAGAGUUCAGCUGCUUUACCUUUCUUCUCAAGGGUCUAUACCUGGUGUGUUCAUACUUGUCUCCUCAAGGUAUUUUCCAUCAAUUCAAGUCUUAACAGUGUGUUUUGUUUCAUUAAAUAAAUGUCAAAUUGCA